CAACACCAAAGAAAAGACCGACGAUGUCGACCAAGUGCUCGUAUUGCUUUCUCCUCGUUUUGGUGGCUCUCGUGGCCCUAUCGUCGAGGGCCAGCGCUCAAAGCGCAAUCGACAGCAUGCUGCAGAAUCGGGCCUUCGUCGAGAGACAAAUCAGCUGCAUAACGCGCAACGGCCCCUGCGACCCCAUUGGCAAGCUUAUAAUAAGACGACUUCCCGACGUUCUUCACAACAACUGCAGCAGUUGCAAUCCGUUCGAGAAGCAGGCAGCCGAAAAUUUGAUCAGAUUCAUGCAGCAGAACUAUCCCCAAGAAUGGGCGCGGAUCAUCAAAGAAUUCCUGUCAAAUUUGACAGAAUUCUCGCCAUUGUGGGAAAAAAUUCAUUGA
This is a messenger RNA of Trichogramma pretiosum, 383 nucleotides long. Its product is annotated as ejaculatory bulb-specific protein 3. The coding region runs from base 24 to 383 and encodes 119 amino acids. NCBI's taxonomy places the organism in Eukaryota, Metazoa, Arthropoda, Insecta, Hymenoptera, Trichogrammatidae. The transcript is spliced from 3 exons. The record is from RefSeq and is a predicted model, not a curated record.